Molecule: messenger RNA, 273 nt
Organism: Caenorhabditis briggsae
Lineage: Eukaryota; Metazoa; Nematoda; Chromadorea; Rhabditida; Rhabditidae
Exons: 2
Coding region: 1-273 (90 amino acids)
Source: RefSeq, a predicted model, not a curated record
AUGGACGUAUUUACUGUUGCGACACCUGUUAUCGUGAUCUCAUUUCUCUCGUUUCUUACUCUCCGUCUAAUCAUCAAAUACUGCAAACCGUCCCAAUCGGCCGUCGUCUCCUCAUCAGACACUGAGGCACCCGAUUUCACACGUGUCGCUAAUCAUCUGUUCGUCUCAAACACCCCACACACUUACAGCCGAAUCUACGUUGACGAAGAUGCGAAUGUUCGAAGUGUAACAAUCACCCGAAUAUCUCCACCUGGUCAGCAUAUUGUCGGUUAG